Molecule: messenger RNA, 3095 nt
Organism: Phlebotomus papatasi
Lineage: Eukaryota; Metazoa; Arthropoda; Insecta; Diptera; Psychodidae
Product: methanethiol oxidase
Exons: 2
Coding region: 1057-2481 (474 amino acids)
Molecular function (GO): selenium binding
Source: RefSeq, a predicted model, not a curated record
GGGGGGUGACAUUAGCUCUGAAAAAUGCGACCGGUUUUAAUGUAAUUUUUUCCCUGUUUUCGUACACAUUUCGCGAGAUAUCUCCAAAAUUACGUAGGUUGCCAAUUUAGGGUUUUCGGUUUCCUCUUCGUUAUUAAAUUGGCUUUUAUCUUGUAUUAGUAUUUUUUGCUAAUUCAAUCUACAAUGACAGAAAACAGCUAAUAAACUCAAAAGUUUUUUCGGCUCGCUAGAAACAUAUGGCAAAUAUAGGAAAUGUCAUGCCCCUGAUAAAAUCACUAAAAUUUAUAAACGAAAAGUGGUUAGGGAUUAUUUUUUCAAAGAAGAAAAAUCUCAAAAAAAUGUAUUAAACUGCUUCAUUAUCUAUGCUUUUGAAAUCGAGCUUUCGUAAACGCCUAAAAACCUUAUACGAUAAUAUUGAUCGGAGACAGUUUACGUCCUCGGAGGAUUACAGAAGAUGUGAUUAUGAAAGAAGAACAUCUAAUUAACUCCACAAGGGAAGAAUCGUGAAUUCCUUCCUUUUGUGGUACUAAAAGCGUGUUAAAUCAACAAAGCUCUUGUAUGGAUUGUUUAUGGAAUUGAAAAAGUAAACAUUUAAACAUGAUUCUGCGUAUUUCACGAAAGCAAUUUAAAUACAGCCAUUUCUUAUCUAUACAAUCCGUGAAUAUUUUCCGUACAGAGAUAUUCACAUUUUAUCACGAUUAUUCAUUAGAAAAAAUAUCUUUAGGAAUUUAUUGAUUUUGUACUUACCCCGAUACGCCUUUAGCUUCCAAAUAAGAUGCAUUAGCUGCCACUAAAUCACAUAAAGCGAGACAAGUUCAAGGUUGCCUUGAGAUAUUUAUGUUGUGCGAGAAGAGACAAGCCAACAAUCCCAACAAUAACAGCAAUUGAGAUUGAAACAGCAGAUCCCUCCUUCAGAGUUUGAUAUCUUGCUCCGCAACAGAUGCCGAAUUAUCGCUGUUUUGUGGGAGCGAGAUGCACCUUCGGCUCAGUCGUUGAUUGCCAACGAGCAGUGACAGUUUGGUAAAUUUCUUUGUCCAAACAAUCUCCUUCAGCAAAAUGCCUUCUUGCGGUCCUGGCUACGCUUCUCCAGAAGAUGCCAUAAAGAAUGGCCCUCGGGAGAAGCUUCUGUACGUGGUGACGGUGCAGCCGAAUCUGGAGGAUCCUCAGGGAGAUUAUUUGUCCACCGUGGACGUGGAUCCCGACAGUCCAACUUUCUGUCAAGUUAUCCAUCGCAAUUUCACAAAUCGCCCUGGAGAUGAGCUCCAUCACAUGGGCUGGAACACUUGCUCCAGCUGCCACCAGAAAGACUCCAAGGAUGCCAAGUGUCUGCCCAAGAGGAACAAGAUAAUCUUGCCCUGCCUCACCGGAGACUCAAUUUACGUUGUGAGCACGGAGCCAGAUGAAAGAGCACCAGAACUCUUCAAGGUCAUCGAUGGUGAGGAACUGCGCAAGGUUAAUUGCUGCGCUCCUCACACUACCCACUGCCUGGCCGAUGGGAACAUCAUGAUUUCCACCCUGGGAGAUGCUGAUGGCAAUGCCAAGGGAGACUUUGUCCUCCUGGACCCCAAAUUCAACUUAACCGGAACUUGGACUCGAGGAGAGAAAAAAGCUGCCUGUGGCUAUGAUUUCUGGUAUCAGCCGUACUUUGACGUCAUGGUGGCAUCUGAAUGGGGUGCUCCCAAACACUUCCGGCGCGGAUUCAAAGGCUCUGACCUCAAGGAAUAUGGCACUCAUCUGAAUUUCUACAAAUGGAGCACCCAUGAGCUCAAGUACUCCGUUGAUCUUGGCCAGGAGGGUGUCACUCCCCUCGAGAUUCGUUUCCUGCACAAUCCCAAACGUGCAGAAGGAUUUGUAGGAUGUGCUGUCUUCUCCAAGGUCUUCCGCUUCCACAAACCCGAUGAUUCUGAUAAGUUUGUCGUUGAGAAAGUGAUUGAUGUGCCAGCCAAGGUGCUCAGUCACGGUGAGCAACUCGAUGGGAUGAUGACAGACAUUCUUAUCUCAAUGGACGACAGAUUCCUCUACUUCAGCAACUGGAGACACGGAGAUGUACGUCAGUAUGAUAUCAGUGAUCCAGCUAAGCCCAAACUUACUGCUCAGAUCUUCCUCAAUGGCACCAUUGUGUCAGAUUCCGGUGUUGUUGUUGUGGAGGACAAAGAACUGUCCAAACAACCUGAUCCGGUGAUCAUUAAGGGCAGACGGCUCGAGGGAGGACCUCAGAUGCUUCAAUUGUCACUCGAUGGGAAGAGACUCUACGUCUCCUCCAGCUUGUAUUCACCAUGGGACAAGCAGUUCUAUCCCAAAAUGGUGAAGACUGGCGGGACAAUAGUGCAAUUGGACGUGGAUACAGUGAAUGGUGGUAUGAAGGUGAAUCCUAACUUUCUCGUGGAUUUUGGCAAUGAACCCAAUGGACCGAGUCUCCCCCAUGAAAUGCGCUAUCCUGGCGGUGAUUGCACAUCGGAUAUUUGGCUGCCACAGGAUUAAAAAGCUUCUCUGUCACAUGGUGAGGAAUUUCUAAGAGUAUCAACUUGCUCUCGUGUCUCCCCUUCUGUUUUUUUUUGGAAACUUCCUAGCUCAAGUGUAUAUGUGUGGAAAAACUUUUAUCCAGCAGCAUUUUUGCCACUCGAUAGAAGUACAACGAAACUUUUCUAUGGCUUCCUCACUUUCGCUCAUCUCUCUGUUCCCUUUGUCCUUUUAGCCUUUUUUUUUGUUCCAUCACAUUCCGUCACAGCGAUGUGUCCUUAAUGGAUAAACUUUCCCGUAGUUCAAUAAUCAAAUUAAAGCUCUGGCUUAAAACUUCUUCUUGAUCUAGUUCUUUUUCACGCAAUUGCUUCACUAAUAAAUCAUCACUUCUCUUCGCCAUCAAAUCUUUUCCUGUUUCUGCCCCAGAUUCCAAAAUACCCAAUUAUAGAAUCACUUUGUGUCUUUGAUGCCUGCCAAAGAAGAAAAGUCGUCAAUUUUAUAAUUCAAUCUCUAAUCUAAUGUCUUUUUAUUUCUGUGCUUUUCAUUCCAAUUAUUUUUUAGUUUACUUCAAGUUCAGUACUGUCCUAAGUUUUUUAACAGGAUUUAUCUCUUGUUUAUAUAAAGGAUUUUCACAA